Molecule: messenger RNA, 579 nt
Organism: Stegodyphus dumicola
Lineage: Eukaryota; Metazoa; Arthropoda; Arachnida; Araneae; Eresidae
Source: RefSeq, a predicted model, not a curated record
AUGAGUGACAACGGCCCGUGCAUUAGUCGAUUGUUCGUAACAGAUAAACCAUCAGGCAGACGUUUUCUUGUUGAUACAGGUGCUGACAUUUCGGUUGUACCUCCCUCUUUUGCCGAAUCCAAACGGCCGCCUGGAAAAUUUAACUUAUUUGCAGCUAACGGGUCAAAAAUUGCAACAUAUGGAGAAAUAUUAAUGUCUUUGGAUCUAGGAUUGCGUCGCAAAUUUCAAUGGCCAUUUGUCAUCGCUGCGGUUUCGCACCCAAUAAUUGGUGCAGACUUUCUGCAAAAAUUUUCUCUGUUGGUCGACAUUAAAAAUCGACGCUUACUCGACUCCAUCACACAAUUGUCCGCGGUAGGUAGCAUUGGAAAUGCCACUAAUUUUGGAAUUAAAUUAAUUUCCGGUAAUUCUCCUUUCCACAAACUACUUGAGCAAUACCCUAACGUCAUCCGCUCAGUAACUGGCAAACCGACUGCUGACCACGGUAUUGUACACGUCAUAGAGACUACUGGACCACCAAUCUUUGCCAAAGCAACGGCGGUUGCCUCCAGAGAAAUUAAAGGCUGCAAAAGAAGAAUUUAA